AUGGCUUCAACAGUUCCCUUCGUCCUUGAAGUUCAAGGCCACGCGGUGAUUCCGCUUCCAGCUGAACGAGCCCAUAUCAAUGUACACAUUGCCAGUUCCGGACCAGACAAGGCAAAAGUCUCCAGUGAAGUCCUCAGCAGUGCCCGCGUAAUCGAAGCUUUGCUCUACGAUCUUUCUCCUGAGGACGAGUCCGCCGAAGCCAAAGCAUCGGCCGCACUGGCGCAUUGGUCCAAAACUUCUCUGUCGGCAACCUCUCAUAGACCCUACGAUAACGAGGGCAAUCAGAAAGAUCGAGAAUACACCGCGAGGAUUAACUUCGAUAUCCGCUUUCAAGACUUCAAGGCCCUCGGCGGCUUCGGUGCGCACAUAUCUGCAUUGCCACAUGUCGAACUGCCGAAUAUUGAAUGGAAGUUGAAACCCGUGACCGAAUACAACUUCCGCGCGCAAUUGAGGAAGAAGGCAGCAGAAGAUGCAUUCCGCAAGGCACAGGACUAUUGUGAGGUAUUCGGUUGUGUUAAUUUGCAGCCAGUGGCAUUGGGCGCAAUCGACUUCGAUCAAGAUGAAGGUGGAGGCUAUAGCUUUGGUGGAGCGCGAGGAAAGUCGGGAAGAACACGGCAAACUGCGCGGAAAGCUGAUAUGGAAGUGGACGAGCCCGCUUUCGAAUUCACGCCGCAGGAGGUGACGAUGGAGAUGAGCGUCACCGUGAAGUUCAAGGCAGAGUAA
This is a messenger RNA of Dissoconium aciculare CBS 342.82, 723 nucleotides long. RefSeq lists its product as uncharacterized. Gene Ontology annotation, cellular component: external side of plasma membrane. The coding region runs from base 1 to 723 and encodes 240 amino acids. Gene Ontology annotation, biological process: DNA damage response. The record is from RefSeq and is a predicted model, not a curated record. Lineage: Eukaryota; Fungi; Ascomycota; Dothideomycetes; Mycosphaerellales; Dissoconiaceae. The transcript has 2 exons.